Sander lucioperca (pikeperch) is the source of this 1121-nucleotide messenger RNA. RefSeq lists its product as uncharacterized. The record is from RefSeq and is a predicted model, not a curated record. The transcript has 10 exons. Bases 54 to 1121 code for a protein of 355 amino acids. Lineage: Eukaryota; Metazoa; Chordata; Actinopteri; Perciformes; Percidae.
UUUAAUUUCCCUCUUUUUAUUUGGCAGGACGGCUCUGCACCGUCACUGUCAAUAUGUGUGCGUGUGAACCAGAAGCCUGCACUCUGCUAAGAGCCCUGGUGGGAGAAUCCAUAUCCCAGUUUAGGCAUUACCACUUUCAACAACGAAGUUUGGUAGAUGUUUGCCCACAGUUAGAUGAUGGGACCACAUGCCCAGCAUGUCCAAAGGCGGAUGGAGAUAUGAUAGUGACAUUGGAUGCCAACUUUGGCCUUGUGAGGAAGCAAAGCUCAGGGACAAGUGUGGUUGAGCCAUUUCAUGGAACCCGCAUGUUUGUUGAUGAAAAGGAUGUAGAGGAAUACCUUCUUUCACAUCUUGACAGCUCAAAGCCUAACGAGGACUGCAGUAACUUCAAGGCUGGCAACGUUCUGAGGUCCCAGCAACAAGCAAAGAAACUUGUUGUUACAGGAGUGUUUGGAGCUUCCUGUCGUCAUGAAAUGCCGCUAAUGUUUGUCAACAUGAGCCAACGAGAAAGAUUAGCCUAUCCUCUGUACGUCAUUGAUGAGCUUCUUCGAAGAUGUGAGAACAAGAACAUACACCUCAGAGUAGUCUAUGACAUUGCCUGUGUUGUUGCCUCACAUUUGCGUAAAUCAGGGGAGGGCAUACCACACAACAUCUCCUUGGCUGUACCAGCGUUUCACAUUUAUGGACACAAAUUGCCCUGCCAGGCAGUUGGUCGCUGUAACAGGCGGCUUGAAGGGUUUGGGCUCACAGAUGGGGAAGGAAUGGAAAGGCUGUGGUCUUUCCUCCGAAGAUUUGCCAGAGUCACAAAGGAGAUGACUCCAUCUCACCGCCUUGACCUGCUGACUGAUGCCCUUUUACAUUAUGGACGGAGGAAAUCAACUGACCUGGAGGUGCAGCUCCUGCAAAGAUUAGACAGAGCAGAGAAAAUAUCAAUUCUCGCUCAAGAAGACCUCUCAUCUGUCAUCAGAGAGGCACCAGUGUUGGUUUCUGAGCGAGACGUGGAGAGGUGGAAGAAAAGGGAGAUGGAACUAGCCCAACAGAAACAGAAACCGAUAAACACUGUCUGUAGAUGGAAAAGAGACUACAUCAUCAAGCUGAUGAAGUUCUACAAGUUCAAGUAA